AUGGGCCUUUGCUGGAACAUGGGAAAUGGCCCAACAGUUGUGUGCUUCACACAACUUGCAGAUGAGAUUGUCAUGCCUCCGGAUGAACAAGGACUUAGUUUACCUUCUCCUGAUCAACUAAGAAACUUUAGCACUCAUUUAAUCGAUGAUAUUCUAUUGUGGAAAACACCCGAGGACUUGACGUCCCCUACCAUUGGAUUUAUUCCAAUUCUUGAUAGUUUCCUCAGGUUGCCUGACUUCUUUUUUAAUUGUUCAGCAUUGACGCAUUUGUAUCUCAAGGAAUGUGAAAUACAGCCUCCAUGUUUCUUUAAGGGAUUUAAUAAGUUGAUUAGGCUAAUAUUAAAAUCUGUCACGUUAUCUUCUGAUACGUUUGAAAGUUUGAUCUCUAAUUGCCCAUUGCUUGAGGAUUUGGUACUAAAAGACAUAGACAGUCCGUACUUCAUGAGUAUUAAUGCUCCGAAUCUAAGGUCAUUUGUCUUUCGUGGCGAUAUACAAUUGAUACAUCUUGAAAAUGUCCCUGUUCUUUCCAAUGUUCUGUAUGCGCCUAGAGAAUUAGUUCUAGAGGACGAAGAUGAUUUUGUCAAUAUUUUUUCGUCUAUUCCUGCUCUCGAGUGUUUCCGCUGGGAUCUUUUUGAGGUCGAUAAUGGAUCAACAAAAGUUAUACCAACAAGGCUUCCAUCAGUUCUUAACUGUCUGAAAUGCCUAUUCAUGUCUUGGAUUACUCUUGGAGAGUUUUUUGAAAUUUCGUUUGCUCUUUGCAUAAUACGGAGCUCUCCAAAUUUGGAAGAAAUUGAAAUUAAGGAAUGUAUCCUUACUGAUGGAGGUUAUUUCGAAUGUGUUCCCCAGGAGGUUGUUGAUGAGAUUCCUGCAAGCUUUUCGGAUAUCACAUUUAAUCAUCUGAGAACAGUUAAGUUUUAUGAUGUACUAUUAGAAGAGGUUGAAAUGCAGCUUAUCAAUGUUUUAUUGGCAAAGUCUCCAGCACUGGUGAAAAUGGUAAUCAAGCCUCGUCAAAUGGAAACUAAUAAAUCUCUCAACGUACUUGCGGAGAUAACAAAGUUUCAGCGGGAAUCAUCUAAAGAAGAAGUCGUGUAUCUUGUUGAUUAG
Solanum pennellii is the source of this 1104-nucleotide messenger RNA. Its product is annotated as F-box/FBD/LRR-repeat protein At1g13570-like. Bases 1 to 1104 code for a protein of 367 amino acids. NCBI's taxonomy places the organism in Eukaryota, Viridiplantae, Streptophyta, Magnoliopsida, Solanales, Solanaceae. The record is from RefSeq and is a predicted model, not a curated record. The transcript has 6 exons.